GGUCCCACAAAAAACCACUCGAUGGACUGUCAUGUCCUCUUCCUUUCGUCCUUUGCUUCCCCUCCGCUCGUAAAUUUGGCGCUCUGUACAUUUUUUGUAACACUGUCCCUACCGCCCCUCUGAUCUGUUUGGCUCUCCACCAACGGUGGUGAUGGUGGAGGAAUUCUCAUUGGUGGCUUUCCCAGAUGCGUAUUUUAGAAAGAGAAAAGUUGUUAAGAUGUCAGGAUUGUUUUGUUGUUUUUUGCUUUUGAUGGCGUGUGAAAUGGGUAUAUCUAUGGAUGUAAUAGCGAAACCCUAUUUCGCUUUCUCCUUGCCGGUUUCUGCUGGUGUCGAUGAUGGAAAUACAUGAGAGUUGAGAGGAGUUUAAUUUUACAAGAAUAUGGAAGGGAGGAUGCAGAGAAGAUGUAUGAUGAAAUGUCUGACAAAGAAAGAAGGGAAAUUUUUUCUCAUGGGGUGGGCUAAAGUGGUUAUCUCUUUUAUGGGUUUAUUGAUUCCAUAAAUGGGUGGGUUUUAAGGUGAUGGAUUAGAUGAGUGGAGGGAAAUUGUUGGGUUUUGUUGAGAGAUUUUAUGAUGGAAUAUGGAAGGAGAGACCAGAAGGGUAAGAGAGUGACAGAAGAGAGUGAGCACACGCUGCAGCCAAAUGUAUGAAGAGCAUACCUCUGCGGGUGCGUGCUCACUUCUCUUUCUGUCAGCUUCCCCAGUAUUUUCCCUUCUGAUCUCUUCUUCUCUCUCUUCUACUCUCACUGCCCGCUGCUCGCUAAUCAAAGACCCUAUUCUAUACCAUGCCCCUUUCUUUCUUUCUUCUCUCUGGUUCACAUUGUCAGGGGCCAGAUGUCCUCUUGCUCCGUUCCUCUCUAUAAUGGGUACCCCCUCCAUUUUUCAUCCUCUGAUGGACAAAUGGAACAACAACACUGGCGGAGUUGAAGCGGCCUCUCUAAACAUCCAAGCGGUGCCACUGUAUUGUACAAUUUUCGCCAUCACACUCUUAAUUUGGUGUGAGACUGGACCGACUCGAGUGCUGAAUAUGGCAACAAUCUCUCGUUUUGGAUGCCUGAAGGUCCUGCCGUUUUCGAGUCCCAGAUAUGGAGCUUCCAAACCGGAAAAUUUCCCCAUUCAGCACUUGCUUGACGUUGGGAGGCAGCAGCCUGCUUAUUUUUCUCUUCACUUUAGAUUCGCUAUCAUAACCACCACCCCCACUGUCCGGUUGCGAGAACCACCAUGAAACAGAAGUGGCCAAAUACGAUUUCAGAAACCAGGGUGAAUGCAAUUGCAGAAGGUUCAGAAUCAAGCUGCAUCACUUGCCCAUUCCCUGCAAAUGGGUGCAGUAAGCAAGGAAGGAGUUUAACCUCAAAAUUCAAGGGUGUUGUGCCUCAACAAAACGGCCACUGGGGUGCUCAAAUUUACGCCAAUCAUCAGCGCAUUUGGCUUGGGACAUUCAAGUCAGAAAACGAGGCAGCCAUGGCUUAUGAUAGUGCAGCUAUCAGAAUCAGGAGUGGAGAUUGUCAUAGAAACUUUCCUUGGACCAAAGUCACAAUUGAAGAGCCAAACUUUCAGACACUUUACACUACAGAAGCUUUGCUUAAUAUGUUAAAGGACGGUUCUUACACAACCAAAUUUGCUGAGUAUUUGAGGGACCGUUCUGAAAGUGCACAAACAUCAGCCGGCCCCUCUGCUGCAAAUAUAAAUAACAAUGAAGGGACUAUUAAGCAACUUUUUCAAAAGGAGCUAACACCGAGCGAUGUUGGUAAGUUGAACAGAUUGGUCAUCCCAAAGAAAUAUGCUGUUAAAUACUUUCCUCACGUAUCAGCUAGCACAAUAGAAAACGUAGAACGUGUCGAUGACGAUCGUGAUGUGCAGCUGAUAUUUUUUGACAAAACAAUGAGACAAUGGAAAUUUCGAUACUGUUACUGGAAAAGCAGCCAGAGCUAUGUGUUCACACGUGGUUGGAAUCGAUUUGUGAAGGAAAAACAACUGAAAGCUAAUGACACAAUAGCUUUCUACUUGUGUGAAGCAGCAAAGACAAAUGAUGCUAAAACUACAUUCUGUGUGGUAGAUGUUAAAAAUCGUAAUGGUGCCAGCUCGGUCGAGAAUGAAGCUGAAGAAUUGUUAUCGCCUAAGAACAAAGACGAUGGACUAAAAGGCGAUGCUGAAGUUGAGGGGUUCAAAUUGUUUGGAGUGCAUAUUAAGUGAAAGAAGUAAGUUUUGCUAUUCCUUCCUCCUUCCAUCAUUCCUUUUCCAUUUUAAGUAGUUUGGUAGUGAUUAAACCCAUACCUUAAAAAAAAUCAUUUAAGGUUAUACUUGGGAGAUUCUUUUUGGAACCAUGCUACAAUUAAUACGGUCAUAAACUUCUGACCGAUAGUGCUCUGUUGUAGUUUCCACCCUCGUUACUUUUUGAAUGCAACAACUGCAGGGUGUAGAUUUGAACUUUCGACUUCAAGAAAAAUAGUAGAUAUCUUAACGAUUGACCACUCC
Molecule: messenger RNA, 2472 nt
Organism: Cucurbita pepo subsp. pepo (vegetable marrow)
Lineage: Eukaryota; Viridiplantae; Streptophyta; Magnoliopsida; Cucurbitales; Cucurbitaceae
Product: AP2/ERF and B3 domain-containing transcription factor At1g50680
Biological process (GO): regulation of DNA-templated transcription
Molecular function (GO): DNA binding; DNA-binding transcription factor activity
Source: RefSeq, a predicted model, not a curated record